Messenger RNA from Patiria miniata (bat star), 2208 nucleotides. RefSeq lists its product as uncharacterized. The coding region runs from base 202 to 1740 and encodes 512 amino acids. Lineage: Eukaryota; Metazoa; Echinodermata; Asteroidea; Valvatida; Asterinidae. The transcript is spliced from 13 exons. The record is from RefSeq and is a predicted model, not a curated record.
UCAUUACCAUACCGGUCAAAGGUCACCUGGUCACAACAAGAAGUGGACUCUUCUGUUUGUGUCAGCCGUGAAUGCUGCGAAAAACAACAUUUUUUUUGCUGACAGACUAUUGCGAUUUCUCAAAACAAACCCAGGGGCUCGGGAGUAGACAUCCAGCUAACUUUGAAGUUUUUGACUGUCGGAUCAGGAGCAUCUAUCACCAUGAGACAGAUCGUCAUCAACCACAAAGACUACGUCCUCUUUGGGGAUGAGCUCUGCACCGACUCCUACGUGUUCUUCAACAAGCACAAAUCAGCAUUUGAGCGCAUGAUGGAAGAUCAGGGGCAGCUCUUUUGGAGACGUUACCUUGUAUCCUUCAAGGCACAUUGCAUCGACAAUAGCCUCAUUGCUCACCCUAAACAAAAGGGCACUUCCUACAGAUAUGUGGUGCUGGAUGGAUUUAACUACCUGGACAUGCAGAUUUUGAACUAUACGAAACCUGCAACCAGAACAAAAGCCUUCAUAGAAGACAUGGCAAUUAUCGGCAACUACCAGCACCUGCUCAACACCAUUGAUACCAAGAAACGGGCUCAAGAUCCAUUUUGCAAAGCCGAGUGUCGGGAGGUUUACAGGAAAGUGUUUGCAGAAGAAGGCGUUGGACCUUUUGCUCGAGUCAAGGCGUGGGUUUUCUGCCCGAUCUACCUGCGACUAGCAGCCUCCCUGAGCGUGCUCCUACGCAAGUGGAUGGAGGCCAGCGAAACCGAGGACCAGCACUCCUACUGGGUGUCUCCGCCCUGCGACAUGUUCCUCCGCUACGAGUUCUCAGACGAGGCCUUCAAGCUGCUCGCGAGCGAGGUGGAUCCUGAUAUCCGGUCGGUGAGCCGGCAGAAGAUCAGUAGGCUGGAGAUGGAGAAAUACGGAGAGGACUUCAUCGAUCAAUACCUGCCGUGCCUGCAGUUGGAGAGCAAGAACGAAUUGCUUUCAAAUGCAGAAAGGAGAAGAGGAUACAGAAUUCAAACCCUGGAGAAGCCCGGGUGCUACAGCUUAGACUUCGUUGCCAGGCCGCUAAACAAAAGCCAGUCAAUCAGCUCCCAGGAAUACGGCAUCGCUAGGAUCAACGUGGUCCGACAUCAACAUCGGGUUCCUGCAAACUCAUACAUGCGCUGGAAACCGAAGGAUGAAAACGACGAGCAUGUUGAGGAAGACGUGCGCACGGUGAUCGACCUCCUGACAAAUGAGGAAAGGAAGCGUUUCUAUUGCGGCAUUGUCGCGGAGAAGGAACGCCGGCAACAGACGGAUAAUCCGCCGCCAGAAAGCCCCCUGGCGGAAUACAUCAAGGAGUACAGCCCAGCCAUAUCUGCAAUCAAGAAAGCCCAGCCCAUGAAACUCAAGAAGCCUUAUGUCUACAAGAGGUGCUCCAUGUGCCACAAGAUUGAAGAUGAGAAGAGAACGUUCAAGUUUUGCAAGAUUUGUCAUGACAGGAAUGCUGAUCACUGCAGAUCCUACUGCGGCAGGAAAUGCCAAGUGGAUGACUGGGAUCGCCAUCGGAACGAGCACAAGGAAAUUGAGCGAAUCCAGCGCGUGAUCGAGGACGACUUUCCCGAGGACUGGGCCCUGGAGUUUGACCGCUUCACGGUCGGUCACUUCCGGGUCAGGGAGGCUGACCCCAUGGUGGAGGCCAUGAAGAAACAGAUGGAGAGACAGAUCAUUGAGGAGGAGACUAAAGCGAAAUUGGAAGCCUUGGAGUGUCUUAGCGAUUGAGUUAGGAUGAUCUCUACUCACACUUAAGAGUGGACCACAACAAGUAUUUUAAAAACUGUUCAACCAGUUCGCGCUGGAUGACGUGUAUACCAGCAAAGGUUUUGCAGUAUUCGGAACGGAAGACGGAUAAAGCAAGGCCGGAUAUAUAUGUCAGGGACCUGCUCGCAGCGAGCGAGGCCGGAAAUACGAGUGUGCUGCCCGAGGGUGAUGGCUUUAACCCGCCAGGCUUAAGGUGGAGUGAAAAGUAAUCCCACGCCUCGUUCCGUUCUUGUCAAAAUAGUCCUGGUGUGGUUAAAAAUUCAAUUUUGACUUGAAUCAUGUGCCAGUAUUGCAAUUUAAUGCCAACUGCAAGUCUAUCUUGUCCAGAUGACCUGAGUAACCUAUUGUGUCGGCCAUAUCUCAAAAAGAAUAAUGGCACAGUAAGGCAAUGAGCAGUUAGAUUCUCGUGUUGAUAGUUUGACCACAGAU